Tachysurus fulvidraco (yellow catfish) is the source of this 1839-nucleotide messenger RNA. Its product is annotated as cytochrome P450 2K1-like. Gene Ontology annotation, cellular component: intracellular membrane-bounded organelle; cytoplasm. The record is from RefSeq and is a predicted model, not a curated record. Bases 86 to 1609 code for a protein of 507 amino acids. Gene Ontology annotation, molecular function: heme binding; iron ion binding; oxidoreductase activity, acting on paired donors, with incorporation or reduction of molecular oxygen, reduced flavin or flavoprotein as one donor, and incorporation of one atom of oxygen. NCBI's taxonomy places the organism in Eukaryota, Metazoa, Chordata, Actinopteri, Siluriformes, Bagridae. The transcript is spliced from 9 exons. Gene Ontology annotation, biological process: xenobiotic metabolic process.
CCAGCCAACCAGAAGUGUUUCAACCCGAGUAGUUUUUGUACUUGUUUUGUGCAGAACACGUUUGUUUCACGUUACCUCUUUAGCAAUGGCUUUGUUGGAAGCUCUUAUCCUGCAACCUACAACUGCAGCCAUCACGCUUGGUCUUGUGUUUCUCCUGAUUGUUUAUUUUCUAUCGUUUAACGCCAGUUCUAAGCAAGAAAACAAGGAGCCUCCGGGUCCUAAACCACUACCUGUUCUGGGAAACAUGCUGCAGCUGAACCUCAAGAGACCCUACCUGUCACUAUGGGAAAUGUCAAAAAAAUAUGGAUCAGUAUUCACUGUGUAUUUUGGGCCUAAGAAAGUUGUUGUCUUAGCUGGAUAUCAAACCGUCAAACAAGCACUUGUAAAUAAUUCAGAGGAUUUCGGAAACAGAGAUAUCAGUCCCAUUUUCUUUGACAUCAGCAAAGGACAUGGAAUUCUGUUUAGCAAUGGUGAAAGCUGGAAAGAAAUGAGACGAUUUUCUCUCACCACUCUUCGAGACUUUGGGAUGGGCAAAAGAGGGAGCGAGGAGAAAAUCAUAGAAGAAACACACUACUUGAGGGAAAUGUUGAAAGAUUUACAGGGGAAACCAUUUGAUACUUCACAGCCAUUAAAUUAUGCCACCUCAAACGUCAUCUCUGCCAUUGUCUAUGGAAGCAGGUUUCAAUACAGUGACCCUCAGUUCAAAGAAAUGGUUAAGCGGGUCAACGAUAACAUCAAGCUUGGUGGCUCACCUUCUAUACAGAUCUAUAAUAUGUUUCCAUGGCUUGGAGGUUGGCUAAAGGACCGGAAACUUAUGAUGAUAAAGUUUGCUGAAAAUCUAAAACAAAUAAAGGAUUUGGUCAUGAACUUGGAGGAGACUCUAAAUCUUGAGGAAACCAGAGGCUUGGUUGACUCUUUUCUUAUACGCAAAAAGAAUUCUGAGAAAGCUGGAGAUAAAGACACCUUCUUUCAUGAAGAGAAUCUCAUUCUAACUGUCUCCAACCUGUUUGCUGCUGGUACUGAUACCACUAGCACAACACUACGCUGGUGCCUUCUGCUUAUGGCCAAGUAUCCUCAGAUUCAGGACCAUGUCCAGGAAGAGAUUGAUAGAGUCCUUGAAGGUCGUCAGCCAGUGGUGGAGGACAAAAAGAAUUUGCCUUACACAGAUGCAGUGAUCCAUGAAACUCAGAGACUAGCUAACAUAUUACCCAUGAGUAUCCCCCACACCACUUCUUGUGAUGUUACAUUCCAGGGCUUCUUCAUCAAGAAGGGUACCUGUGUGCUUCCUCUUCUGACAUCUGUGUUGAAAGAUGAGACUCAAUGGGAGAGCCCACAGACCUUUAACCCGGCACAUUUCCUAGAUGAGCAAGGCCGAUUUGUUAAGAAUGAUGCCUUCAUGCCUUUUUCUGCAGGACGCAGGGUGUGUUUGGGAGAGAGUCUGGCCAGGAUGGAACUCUUUCUCUUCUUCACCUCCUUACUGCAGCACUUCCGCUUCACUCCUCCACCAGGGGUGUCUGAAGAUCAGCUGGACCUCACUCCAGCUGUGGGCUUUACAUUAAACCCCUCUCCCCACAAGUUGUGUGCAGUUAGCCGUGCAUUGCAUGAGUGAAUAUAUAUUCUUAGGACCCAAUAAAGAAUAUUUUUACAUAAUUUACAUUGUACUCAAAUAUUAUAGUAGUACAAUCUUUUCUGAUGAACACAAGGAUUUAUGAUUUAAUAUGAUAUUUUAUAGUGUCUAAAAAUGCUGGUUCAUGCAUUCUGCAGUAUGCAUCAAGCUAAAGUGAUCUCUUAUGUUUUUUGUCGAAUAUGGAGCAUUAAAUGUAAAAGUGAUUAAUGUUA